Messenger RNA from Lontra canadensis (Northern American river otter), 2260 nucleotides. RefSeq names its product 2'-5'-oligoadenylate synthetase 2 (gene OAS2). Bases 71 to 2212 code for a protein of 713 amino acids. Gene Ontology annotation, molecular function: double-stranded RNA binding; 2'-5'-oligoadenylate synthetase activity. The record is from RefSeq and is a predicted model, not a curated record. Lineage: Eukaryota; Metazoa; Chordata; Mammalia; Carnivora; Mustelidae. Gene Ontology annotation, biological process: defense response to virus; negative regulation of viral genome replication; regulation of ribonuclease activity. The transcript is spliced from 11 exons. Gene Ontology annotation, cellular component: cytosol; nucleoplasm; membrane.
CUGUAAGCAAGGGAGUGGCUCCUUCUCCUCUCCCUUCCAUCCCCCGACACCACUGCCGCCAGCAGGAGCAAUGGGCAUCUGGGGGUCGCAUCUGUACUCCGUGCAGCCUGAGAAGCUGGACGAGCUGAUUGAGAACUCCCUGAGGCCCUAUGAAGAGUGUCAGAGACAGAUCCAUGACACGGUGAACGCCAUCUGUGCCAUCCUGCAGGAAACGGAGCAGAGCCCCCCCACGAUAAGUGUGGUCAAAGGUGGCUCCUAUGGCAGAGAAACGAUGUUGAGGGGCAACUCCGAUGGGACGAUUGUCAUCUUUGUCAGUGACUUUGAACAGUUCCAGGAUCAGAAAAAAAAACAAGAUGAAAUCCUCACCAAGCUCUGGCUGUGUCUGACAGAGUGUCAGUUCACCAGGAAGAUGCCAGCCAAAAUGGAGGUCCAGAAGUCCCCCAGUGGUCUCACCUUACAGCUGUCCACAAGAUCGCAGAACAUCAUGUUCAAGGUGCUGCCUGCUUACAAUGCUCUGGGCUUGAGCGAGAAGCCCACCCCUCAGACCUACCGAGAGCUCAGAAGAGCCCUGGACAUGACCAAAGCCCACCCUGGCGAAUUCUCCGUCUGCUUCACCGAGCUCCAGCAGAGGUUUUUUCACAACCAUCCAAGAAAGCUGAAGGAUUUGAUCCUCUUGGUAAAGUACUGGUACCAACAGUGCCAGGAGAGGCUGAAAGGUCUGUCCCAUCUGCCCGUGUAUGCCUUGGAGCUGCUCACGGUCUAUGCCUGGGAACAGGGGUGCAGAGCAGAAAACUUUGACAUGGCAGAAGGCAUCCGAACUGUCCUGGGGCUAAUCAGACAGCAGGAGCAGCUGUGCAUCUAUUGGAUAGUCAACUACAACUUUGAGAAUGAGACAGUCCGGAACAUUCUGCUGAGCCAGCUGAAGUCACCCAGGCCGGUAAUCUUGGAUCCAGCCGACCCAACCAAUAACGUGAGCAAAGAUAAGGCGUGUUGGCAACUGUUAAAGCAAGAAGCUUUGAGCUGGUUGUCUUCUCUCAGCCCCAGUCAGUCACCUGGAUCAUCAUGGAAUGUUCUGCCCGUGCCGCUGUUCGCCACCCCGGGCCAUCGUCUAGACAAGUUUAUCAAGGACUUUCUCCAGCCCAACAAACAGUUCCUAGACCAGAUCACCGUAGCUGUUAAAUUCAUCCGUGAAUUCCUUCAAAAAAAUUGCUUUAGGCAUUCAAGGACGAAGGUUCAGAAGACUGUGGAGGGAGGGUCGACAGGCAAAGGCACAGCUCUGAAGACUGGCUCCGAUGCCGACCUCGUUGUGUUCACAGACUCGCUUAAAAGCUACACCUCCCAAAAAAACGAGAGAUGCUGUAUCAUCAAGGAAAUCCAUACACAGCUAGUAGCCUGUCAGCGGGAGAAAGAGUUCGAAGUACAGUUUGAGAUUUCAAAAUGGAAGGCUCCCAGGGUGCUGAGUUUCUCUCUGAAAUCCAAAGUGCUCAACGAAAGUGUGAACUUUGAUGUCCUGCCUGCAUUUAAUGCCCUAGGUCAACUGAAUUCUGGCUCCCCACCCAGCCCCAAGGUCUACGCUGAUCUCAUCGAUCUGUAUAAAUCGUCAGACGCCGUGGGCGGAGAAUUUUCCACCUGUUUCACGGAGCUGCAGCGCAAAUUUGUUGUCUCUCGGCCCACUAAACUGAAGGAUCUAAUUCGUCUGGUGAAACACUGGUACAGACAGUGUGAAAGGAAACUGAAGCGUAAAGGGUCUCUGCCCCCGAAGUAUGCCUUGGAGCUGCUCACCAUCUACUCCUGGGAGCAGGGGAGUGGGGCAGAGAAUUUCGACACCGCAGAAGGUUUCCGGACAGUCCUGGAGUUGAUCACAAAAUAUCGGCAGCUCUGUGUCUUCUGGACAGUCAAUUACAACUUUGAGGAUGAGACUGUGAGGAACUUCCUACUGACCCAGAUCCAGAGGACCAGGCCCGUGAUCUUGGACCCAGCGGACCCCACCGGCGACGUGGGUGGAGGCGACCGAUGGUGCUGGCAUCUCCUAGCAAAAGAAGCUACUGAGUGGUUGUCCUCUUUCUGCUUCACAGAUGGGACUGGAUAUCCUGUGCAAUCGUGGAAAGUGCCAAUAGUGCAGACACCAGGCAGCUGUGGCAUGGGGAUUCAGCCUCUGGUCAAUGAGAUGUUCGCAGUCAGAAGUCCUAGAACCCUGGAAUGGUCAUUCUAGAAGAGACGUCUGGGGGUCGUCCAGCAGCUGCUUCUUAAAGAAUCCGCU